ACGCACAUUGGUCGGGCUACUUUUCUGACGACACACAACAAUCGUCAACCUGUGGAUAGGGCGCGCGCGGUGCUCUGUUGUCUCCACUGCCACCCUCUCCCCUCUGACACCGAGCCCGACAUCCAGGACGCAUGAACUGGGAGAGGGUGCCGGUUCGAUUCCCCCGCGGAGGAGAGGAACCGAAAAGUUGAGGGGCUCGCGCGCCGAUCCCCGCUUCAUGAAUGGCCGGAACAUGGAGGAGAUGCCAUUCGAAAGAGUCAAGACCCGGCGGAGGAAGGGUCACUGCCCGGCCGGUGCACCCCUGGGCGCCAUCGCCUGCGAGGACGAGUUCAACAGCCAGGAGUUGGAGGCUCUCUUCCAGAACUACAACCUGAAGCUGGAGCAGACCGCCACCCUCAAAGCGCUGGCGGUGCUCAUCGUGGCCGCGUCGUCGCUGUCACUGGUGGAGCUGCUGUCCAGCCCGCGUCUCACCUUGUCCAAGGGCUCCUACCCGGUGCACUGCGUGGUGUUCCUGUCGCUGUUUAUCGUCACCAACGUCAAAUACCUGCAGGUGACGCAGCUGCAGCAAAUAGCGAAGCUGGCCCUGCUGUUCAGCUUCACCUUUGCGCUGCUCUGCUGUCCGUUCCCGCUGGCGCUCGGCACGUCGGAGCUGGUGAGCGCCGGUGCCCCUGAGCAAGGCAUGUGGCAGCUCAUGCUCGUCACUCUCGUGGCUUACGUGCUGCUGCCGGUGCGGACGCUGCUGGCAGUGCUGUUCGGGGUGAUGCUGGCUGCAUCCCACUUCAUUGUCAUAGCCACGUCGGUCACAGGAAGGAAGCAGAGGCUGUGGAGACCGCUGGUGGCCAAUGCGGUGCUGUUCACCAGCGUCAACUUGUCGGGGGUGUUUGUGAGGAUUCUCACCGAGCGCACCCAGAGGAAAGUCUUCCUGCAGGCCCGCAACUGCAUCGAGGAGAGGCUGAGACUGGAGGACGAGAACGAGAAACAGGAGCGUCUGCUAAUGAGCCUGCUGCCCAGGAAUGUUGCCAUGGAGAUGAAGGAGGACUUCCUGAAGCCGCCUGAGAGGAUCUUUCACAAGAUCUACAUCCAGCGUCAUGACAAUGUCAGCAUCCUGUUUGCAGACAUCGUGGGCUUCACCAGCCUGGCCUCUCAGUGUACUGCUCAGGAACUCGUCAAACUGCUCAACGAACUCUUUGGGAAGUUUGAUGAGCUGGCUACAGAGAAUCACUGCAGGCGGAUCAAGAUCCUGGGCGACUGUUACUACUGCGUGUCGGGUCUGACCCAACCCAAGGCGGACCACGCCCACUGCUGUGUGGAGAUGGGACUGGACAUGAUUGACACGAUCGCGUCGGUGGUGGAGGCGACGGAGGUGGAUCUGAACAUGCGUGUUGGUCUGCACACAGGACGCGUGCUGUGCGGCGUGUUGGGCCUCAGGAAAUGGCAGUAUGACGUCUGGUCAAACGAUGUCACACUGGCAAAUGUGAUGGAGGCCGGAGGCCUGCCUGGCAAGGUGCACAUCACAAGGACCACCCUGGAGUGUCUGAACGGAGACUACGAGGUGGAGCCGGGCUUCGGCCACGAGAGACAUGCCUUCCUUCAGAAACAUCACAUCGAGACAUAUUUCAUCGUGCCAUCACACAGACGCAAAAUCUUUCCAGGUCUUAUUCUGUCAGACAUCAAACCAGCCAAGAGGAUGAAGUUUAAGACCGUGUGCUACCUGCUGGUGCAGCUCAUGCACUGUAGGAAGAUGUUCAAGGCCGAGAUCCCCUUCUCCAACGUCAUGACCUGCGAGGAUGACGACAAGCGGAGGGCCCUGCGGACUGCGUCGGAGAAGCUGAGGAAUCGGACGUCCUUCUCGGCCACCGCCGUGCAGCACUCGCCAGGAACGCGAGUCAACCGCUACAUUGGACGGCUCAUCGAAGCGCGGCAGACUGAGUCCGAGACAUCCGACCUCAACUACAUCACCCUGUUCUACAGGAGCAGAGACAGGGAGCGCAGGUAUCACCAGGUGUACGACGACCAUUUCAUCAGCGCCGUGGUUCUCUCUCUGAUCCUCGCCGCUCUGUUUGGCCUUAUCUAUCUGCUAAUGAUCCCACAGGGGAUGCUGGUGCUGCUGCUGCUGGUGCUGUGUGUGUGUUUCCACGUGGCCUGCAUCAUGUACCUGCAUCUAACCAGUGUUCAGUGCCAACCAGGCUGCCUCACCAUCCAGAUCCGAACAGUGCUAUGUGUCUUCCUCGUCCUGCUCACCUACUCUGUCACCCAGGCCUGUGUGGUUGGUUGUGUUCCUUGGGGGAGAGUUGAGACAAACUCCAGCGACUCAGUGGAGGACGUCCCUGCAGACAGCAACAGUACAGGAGCGGACAGAGCUUGUCCCAACAUGGCGUACGCCCUGCUGUCUUGUGUGGCCGGAACCCUCACUCUGGUCCCCUACCUCCGAGUCUCCUCGACCCCCAAGAUCCUCCUGCUCCUCCUUCUCUCGGUCACCUACACCGUCGUCAUGGAGACUAGCGGCUAUCGCCAAGCUGUGGGUGGAGGGUUUCUCCACACUCGGGGGUAUGAUCCAGUGUUGGCAGUCUUGCUGUUUUCUGGAGCCCUGGCUCUUCAUUCAAGGCAGCUGGACCUGAAGCUGCGGCUCGACUACCUGUGGGCUACCCAGGCGGAGGAGGAGCGGGAUGACAUGGAGAAGGUGAAGCUGGACAACAAGAGGAUCCUGUUCAACCUGCUGCCGGCUCACGUGGCCCAGCACUUCCUCAUGUCAAAUCCCAGGAAUAUGGACCUGUACUACCAGUCCUACGCUCAGGUUGGAGUGCUGUUCGCCUCCAUCGCCAACUUCAACGACUUUUACAUUGAGCUGGACGGGAACAACAUGGGUGUCGAAUGUCUCCGGCUGCUCAAUGAGAUCAUCGCCGAUUUUGACGAGCUGAUGGACAAAGAGUGCUACAGGGAUAUUGAGAAAAUCAAGACUAUUGGCAGUACAUACAUGGCUGCAGUAGGGCUGGUUCCUACAACUGCCUCCAAGGCAAAGAAGUCCAUCACCUCACAUUUGUGCACCGUGUCAGAUUUUGCCAUCGAGAUGUUUGACGUCCUCGAUGCCAUCAACUACCAGUCGUAUAAUGACUUUGUCCUGAGAGUAGGUAUCAACGUAGGACCUGUGGUGGCAGGAGUGAUUGGAGCCAGAAGACCUCAGUAUGACAUCUGGGGAAACACAGUGAACGUGGCCAGCAGGAUGGACAGCACUGGAGUACAAGGAAAGAUACAGGUGACAGAGGAUGUCCAUCGUCUCAUCGCAGACUACUACAACUUUGUUUGCCGCGGCCAGGUAAGCGUGAAGGGCAAAGGUCAGAUGCUAACGUACUUCCUGGAAGGCCGCAGCCUGCAGGGCGUCAGGCCGUCUCAGAGCCAGCAGCAGCAGCAGCCUGGUAACGCGGAGCGCCGCUCGAGCGCGUUCGCCCAUGCCAGCGUGUGCACCAGGCUGAGCCCCGCCCCCACAGUGACCACCUACGCAACCAUCCGGACCCCGAGCCCGAGCAUGGCCAAACCGACCACCUCCACCAGCACCACCAGGUACCUGCCCUCUGCCCCCACGGCAAUGGUGUGACGGAUGCUGUCGCCAUGGUGGCCGUAGAAAAUGAGAGAAAAGGGGG
Messenger RNA from Scatophagus argus, 3638 nucleotides. Its product is annotated as adenylate cyclase type 1-like. Bases 218 to 3592 code for a protein of 1124 amino acids. The transcript is spliced from 20 exons. Gene Ontology annotation, biological process: intracellular signal transduction; cAMP biosynthetic process; adenylate cyclase-activating G protein-coupled receptor signaling pathway. The record is from RefSeq and is a predicted model, not a curated record. NCBI's taxonomy places the organism in Eukaryota, Metazoa, Chordata, Actinopteri, Scatophagidae. Gene Ontology annotation, molecular function: adenylate cyclase activity. Gene Ontology annotation, cellular component: plasma membrane.